Molecule: messenger RNA, 1125 nt
Organism: Caenorhabditis briggsae
Lineage: Eukaryota; Metazoa; Nematoda; Chromadorea; Rhabditida; Rhabditidae
Gene: Cbr-mpk-1
Product: Protein CBR-MPK-1
Exons: 6
Coding region: 1-1125 (374 amino acids)
Biological process (GO): intracellular signal transduction; protein phosphorylation
Cellular component (GO): nucleus; cytoplasm
Molecular function (GO): MAP kinase activity; ATP binding
Source: RefSeq, a predicted model, not a curated record
AUGGCCGACGGUGACGCGGUGAUUUCGACUGUGAACAAUGUUGAGGAGGUGCACGGACAGCUUUUCGAGGUCGCUCCACGCUAUGUCAAUUUGUCGUACAUUGGAGAGGGCGCCUAUGGAAUGGUGGCAUCCGCACUCGAUACGAUCACCAAGGACCGCGUCGCGAUAAAGAAGAUCUCGCCGUUCGAGCAUCAGACGUUCUGCCAACGCACGCUUCGAGAGAUCAAGAUUCUCAAUCGUUUCAAGCACGAGAAUAUCAUCAACAUCCAGGAGAUCAUUCGCUCGGAGACUGUCGACUCGCUCAAAGACAUCUACAUAGUGCAAUGCCUGAUGGAAACGGAUCUCUACAAACUGCUGAAAACGCAGAAGCUCUCCAACGACCACGUCUGCUACUUCCUCUAUCAAAUCCUGCGCGGACUCAAGUACAUUCACUCGGCCAACGUGCUCCAUCGCGAUCUGAAACCAUCGAAUCUGCUUCUGAACACCACGUGCGACCUGAAGAUCUGCGAUUUCGGUCUGGCAAGGGUCACCGAUCCGCAGACAGAUCACACUGGUUUCCUGACGGAGUACGUGGCGACUCGCUGGUACAGAGCACCGGAGAUCAUGCUCAACUCCAAGGGAUACACGAAAUCGAUCGACGUCUGGUCGGUGGGAUGCAUCCUCGCCGAGAUGCUCAACAAUCGGCCGCUCUUCCCAGGAAAACACUACCUGGAUCAGUUAAAUCUGAUCCUUGCGGUAGUUGGAUCACCGUCGAACGAAGACUUGCAGUGCAUAAUCAACGACAAGGCUCGCUCGUACCUGAUCUCCCUGCCCCACAAGCCGAAACAACCGUGGUCCCGUCUCUACCCGGGAGCCGAUCCUAGAGCCCUCGAUUUGCUCGACAAGAUGCUCACAUUCAACCCACACAACCGCAUCGACAUCGAGCAAGCGCUGGCCCACCCGUACCUCGAGCAGUACUACGAUCCAGGAGACGAGCCGGUGUGCGAGGAGCCGUUCACUCUGGAAAUGGAAUUUGACGAUUUGCCAAAGGAGCGGCUGAAGGAGCUGAUUUGGGAGGAGGCCGAGGCGCAUCACAAGCGGGUGAUGGCUGAGCAGGCACGGAAUGCAGGAGCUCCGAACGUCUAA